GAUCAAACUGUGCCACAAAGAAGGGCAGAAGGCUGUUUAAUUCCUUGGCAUACAUUACUUCUUUCAAAAUAUGUUCCCAUUCUGGCCAGUAGAGAUUUUUCUGAAGUAACAUGUGGGAGAAGCAUGGAGAAUUUCUCAUACCCAUUACUGACGUGAUCCGAUCUGGUUGUCAGACCUAUAGCAAUACUUAAAGCACCACUGUGUCAUGAUCUACCAGCUCCUACAGGACAACUCAUCUUCUUUCAUAAACCAGAACACCAUCUGAUGGUACCACCUCUUUUCCAGGAUGAUUCCUGAAUUCACUCUGGAUUAAUCCAUCUGCCAGGCUAUCGUUUUCUUACUCUCACCGGAAGUUGCCGGAAACAAGCAGCAGUUUAACAACUGACAGGGCCAGUGAUGGCAGAAACCAAGCCAGGAGGAACAGGAGCUGCAGGACUCUUUGCAAAACGUGUCCAAAAACAACUGAGCAGAGCGCAAGGAAAGGUUCUUCAAAAACUUGGCAAAACUGUGGAGACCAAAGACGAACAGUUUGAGCAGUCCCUUAAUGACUUCUACAAGCAACAGAAUGAAGGACUCAAACUUUGUAAGGAUUUAAAGUUUUUUCUUCAUGCUGUGAAAGAAAUGCACAAUGGCUCAAAGCGACUGUCACAAACAUUGCAAGAAAUUUACUCACAGGACUGGGAUGGACAUGAUGAUCUCAGUUCAAUAGUAGAGAACAAUGAUCUUCUUUGGAUGGACUAUGAGCAGAAACUCACAGACCAGGUUAUGAGGAUCAUGGAGACAUAUACAAGCCAGUUCCCAGACACCAAGGAAAGAAUCGCUAAACGAGGACGAAAGCUUGUAGAUUAUGACUGUGCCCGACAUCAUUUAGAAGCUCUUCAGAAUGCAAAGAAGAAAGAUGAUGCAAAGAUUGUAAAGGCAGAAGAAGAAUUUACUAAAGCACAAACUGUUUUUGAAGAAAUUAACAAAGAGCUCAGAGAUGACCUACCAACACUCUAUAACAGUCGCAUUGGCUGCUACGUGACCAUUUUUCAGAACAUUUCCAACUUAAGAGAUACUUUCUACAAAGAAAUGAGUAAGCUGAACAAUGACCUGUAUAAUAUGAUGACAAAACUGGAAAAGCAACACUCAAACAAAGUCUUUAUUGUGAAGGGUGUAUCAAGUAACAGGCGUUCGUUAGUGAUCUCUUCACCCUUGAGGCCUGAUGAAAUAGCAACACCAUCGGAAGACAGCCUAGAUGAGACUUCAUCAGCCAGUGAGAAAGAUUCUCUUUCUACUGUGUCUGAAGCAGAGAUCAGUCAUCCUACCAUACCAGAACCUGUUGCAGAGACAACUGUUCCUGCUGAACUUGAGACGCAAUCCACAACCUCUUCUUCUACAGCUGUAUCAGCAUCUGAUAACACAGAGUCAAUAUCUAAUGAUAAAGAUCAUGGAAAUAAAGUUGUUGCUGACUCCUCUGAAGAAACUUCUCUGUCAUCAGAUGAUACUAAUGAGAAACAUGCAAAAGACAGUCCCAAGGUAACAAAGCCAAGCAUGUCAGAGAAUAUUCUGACACAUCAAGAACCACAGGUUUUGUUAGAACAUGCUGUAUCUUCUAAUGAGUCACUGGAAGUUUCUCAUGAAAUAAACACAGAUAAUUCAAGAGGUAAAAAAUGUGACAGUCCACAGUCACAAGCACAUACAGAAACUGUAUCUGAUAUUCAAGAAAUAGAUGUAGAUGCUUCUUCAGAGGAAAAAGUGAGGUCAACAGAAAAAGAACAAACUCCGCCAUCUAAAGAUGAUCCCUGUCAAGGAUCUCCAUUAUUAGAUAAAAGUUCUGGUUGUUCUGAGAACCACUUGUCUUCUGCCACGGGCUCUGGCACGGCUACAGAAGGAUCAGUAUCUCUGCCGCAUAUGACAGAAGAGGAGCAAACUAAGAAAGCUGAAGAUUCUGGAAAUUCAUCUCUGGCAAAUGUCAGUACACACUGCUGCUCAGAAAAUGGUGGAAAGCAAGAUGUCCAUACGGAGGCCCCUCAAACUAUCAGUGAAGUCCAGAGUGGCCUUUCUAGUACUGAUGCAUCAAACAGUUCCAGAUUGGUGAAUGAUGACCAGCCAGCAUUAUCACAGACAGAUUUGGUUGCUGCUCCACCAGAAAGCUGUUCUGAUGGUAAUGACAAAACUGCCAAAGAAGAUGAGAAGGAGAUACUGCCCCCUGGCUUCCUGUACAAGGUGAAGGCAAUUAAGGCACAUACUACUGAAAUGAAGGCCUCCCUGCAGUUUGGUGAAGGAGAUAUUAUAUUAGUUAUUGCAGAGGAAGAAAUUCAGGUACCUGGGACCUUGACAGGCAUCAGAGAUCAGGACUGGAAACAACACCACAGUCUUACAGAUCUUAAAGGAACAUUUUCACAAGAAUUUACAAAACAGAUCUAUCCAGAAUAGCAGAAAAUAUGAGACUUCUUCAAACGACCUUUGACUCAUAUCAUAUUUUAGAGUGAUGCAGUUGAGUGGUGCUUCAGUUUCCCCUAAUAAUUUGCCUUAGUGCCUUCUUUGUAAAUGUAACCAUCUUUUUGGCCAUAUGUACCUCUUCAUUUAAUACUGUGAGUUUACAACUAAUUUUGCAAUCUCUUUUAAUUGUCUAUAAUAACUUUACCAAUAUGUGUAGUGGGACCAAGCACAGUUUUCAAAAUGAAAAUCGGAACCAUCCCCCACUAUAGUCCUGCUGAUCUUAUAUGGCAUUACAGAAUUCUGCAGUAUUACUAAAGGACAUUUGUUCUAUUUGUGUGUUUGUUUUAGUAUAACAUGAAUGCAUUGUGAAAAUUUGUGUAAGCUUGAAAAUAAAAAAAUAAUUCCA
This is a messenger RNA of Protopterus annectens (West African lungfish), 2830 nucleotides long. It is a transcript of the gene BIN2, whose product is annotated as bridging integrator 2. Gene Ontology annotation, cellular component: phagocytic cup; plasma membrane; cytoplasm. The transcript has 15 exons. The record is from RefSeq and is a predicted model, not a curated record. Gene Ontology annotation, molecular function: phospholipid binding; protein binding. NCBI's taxonomy places the organism in Eukaryota, Metazoa, Chordata, Ceratodontiformes, Protopteridae. The coding region runs from base 397 to 2418 and encodes 673 amino acids. Gene Ontology annotation, biological process: plasma membrane tubulation; podosome assembly; phagocytosis, engulfment.